AUGGAGAAAACUCCUGUUGCAUAUUCAAUGGAGUGGAGUAUUGAACUCGAGAAAGGCCUCCGUUCCAAAUCUCAUUCGAAACGCAUUGAAACAAUAUCAAAAUUUGGGAAAAGAAUUGAGUGGUGGAAUAGACAACCUGAAGUUUCAGGCAGAGCAGAGUACAAAAUGUUUGGUUUUAUUCCUGGUGAAGAUAAACUAUUCUUGAAUGCUAUCCUUCUUCGGCUUGCAGAUGCUUUUAGAACAGGAGACAAAGGGGUCAAACGUUGCAUCGUGAAGAUUUUUCUGACGGAACUGAAAAGCAGAAGGAAAAGGGAUAAAGGAGAAGAAGGUGUAUUCUCGAAAAGUAAGUUAAAUAAUUAUCUAGAGAUUUUGACAAGAGUUAAGGUAGUAUUGGAAGGUGAUAGUGACACUGAAGAUAGAGCGUUGGCAUUGUAUUUGUUAGGUUGCUGGGCUGAUUUUGCUAAGGAUUGUGCUAGUAUAAGAUAUUCUCUACUUGCGAGUUUGUCUUUUCCGAAUGGUGAUGAUAACCUUGAAAUGAAGGCCUCUUUGUUUGCUGCUUGGCGAUUUUCUGAAUUAGCUGAUGAUUUUGCUUGUAUUUUUCUUGGAAUACUUACCACUAAGUUGGGAUCAAUGGAAACUUCGCUGGCUUUCAAGUUAGCAGGAUGCCGAGCGCUUGCAAAAAUGGGGCGUUGCGCACUUUCAGUUGCUAGUGGAGCAUAUAAAGCAGGUUUGAGACUGCUUUUAGAUUCAGCCCAAUCAGACCAAACAUUUUCAAUUGAAAUGCUGAUAUCGCUGACGAAAAUUGCUUCUAGAUGGACUAUGCUGAUAACUUCACAUAUGGAAUUACUUUCAGCAUUUUUGGUUGAGGAGGACGAAGCAGUGUGUUUACAAGUCGUGACAUUAAAAUGUCUUCAGUUUGUAUUAGCUAAUGGUAUUUGGUGCCCUGGUAGUGUUGCAGCUAGAGGCGUGAUAAUGAAUUUGAUUGAUAUAGUUAGUAAAUCAGAGUUUUCAUCAGCUUUAUUGGGCAAAGCUUUGAAAGUCUUGCAUCAGAUGCUUUGUUAUUACAUACCCUCUUGUCAUUUCUCUGAAAUGCUUGAGGUGCUCUCCAUGCUGUUUGUAUUUAUUAAUAAUAUGUUCCAAUCUUCAACCAUGUCAGAGAGAUUAUUCAGUAUUUGGAUGCUUUUAGAUAUUUUAGGCAAGUGUCUGGGAAAAGAUGGGCCAGAAUCUGGAGAAAUUGUGUCUAUUUUGGCGAACCAAAUAACUACAUUUGUUAUGGAUCGCAUGUUUGUGCUGAUGAAGUUGGACAUUAGUAAAUAUCAGUCCAGUGAAGAAACAGGGAAAGAAGUUAAAAGCUUACUAAGGAUUGUACUUAAUCUAAUUGAAAUUCAUUCCGAUGUGUGUGGGUUGGUGCUGGAUAAGAUUACCAUAUUUAUGAAGCAUCUGGUUGACGUUCUGGGUGAUAUAAACAUGGAGAAAGAAGAUGUAACGGCCGGUGAUGUCUCGGAAUGUGAGGCACUGAAUCCUUUGAGAUGUGUGCUUUAUCUAGCAAAGAUGACGAAUAUCUGUGUAGAAUACCUAGAAGAACAGACUGAUUCUUACGAAUUCGUGAACCCCUUAAAGCUUUUAGUAGACCAUGUUCUGCCUUCUGCAUCUCUUCAGUUGUACACACCGAGUAUAUACAUGCUUCUGUUGCACUUUCGUAAUUCUUAUAUUUGCAUUUGGCUAGACAGGAAUCAUCUGACAGAUGAUUCCGGUAAGUACAAUCUAUCUUGUGGGGACUUCUUUGAACAAUAUGAUUCUUUUAUAUUCGAAUCUGCCAAGAAAAUGUUUGAAAGAAGAGAUUUUUGGUCUUUCUAUCAAGCUGGAAAGCAUGCCGCAUGUCUCGGACAUUGGUCCAUAGCUACUUUCAUUUUUGAGCAACUUACGAAGCUAGUCUUGUCUGAUCCUAAUUACAUCUGGCUGAAAUCUUUGGCUUUGAUCUCACAUUCUGAAGGGCAUCUUGAAUCUUUUGGGCGUAUUGCUCUGAAAAAGACCAUAUUUCAAGAAGGAGAAGGCAUUGCCUCUGUGUUUAAUCGGAGCCACUAUGCUGAAGCAUUGAAUGAAGCCUGCAACGGUCUCCAUGCUGCAAGAAGAACACUUGAUGCUUCUGUUCCUGGGCUUUCCACCAAAUUCCUAGAUUGGUUUCUGUUUCUCCGGGCAAAAGUUCUGGAGAUUAUGAAAGACAUAAUUUGUCUUUUGGAGGGUGUUUCAUUUACACGGGAUACUGAUAGAAUUAUGCUAAAGGAAAGCCUAAUAUCCCUGGAAACAUUGAGGCCGUUAGUAUCUUCUCUUUCCCGAAUAUCUUAUCGGUUGAAGAAAGUGGCAAAUGAAUGUGAUCUGUUACUGGUGUCUUUUUUUGGCAUGGAUGCCAAAAGUGCAAUGAUAAUUUCAGCCCUUGCAGCAAGUUGCUCCCUGUUGGCAUUCAGUACUGGCCUUGUGUUUUCUAUUCCAUUGUUGUAUGCUUCAGCAGAAAAUCCUAAUUCUUGUUUAGAGACUUCAGAGAAGCAUUUUUAUGUUAUGCUAAUACAUGAUUUGUUGGAGAGGUUAAAUCUUACUGAAUUUGAAACCAGGGAAAGUCUGUUGAUGCUUUUGCGAGCUUAUAAGGAGUCGACGACGGGCUGCAUUUUGCCCCACUGCCAAAAUAAAGGUACGGGUGUUUGUUGCAGGGCAAGAUGCUUUGUUAAAAUUUCUAGGUAUGCUGUCAGGGAGAUUGUUACCUUAAAAACUGAAGCAGCCCAAAUAUCCAGUGGUAAAAGUUUUUCAGCCGUUGCCGUGGACGGUUUUCAGUUGUUGCUCAGGGUAAUUUUCAAAUGGAUGCAAAUUCCUUUCAAGUGUCCCAGUCACUUCUUUCAGAUCAGGCCUGAUGUUAAAUCUGAAUUAUUUAUUUCAGAUGGGGAUGGUAAAAUCAUAGAAGGAAUGUCUGUCCCAUUAGGUAGUCCACUUUCUCUCAAUGUCUGUCUUCAAGUGAAAAACAUGCCAUCUUCCUUGCCCACUCAGCUAUCUAAGUUGUAUUGCAUCCUUAGUUGCACCACAGAAAUGGAAUCUCUCCAAGGAAAUUCCAAAGAACAAUCAGGGUUGAACAGUGAAAAGUGGGAAAAUGAUGAAAUGUUAGACUUGUAUGGAAAGCUGGUAAAGUAUGUGACCGGGUCUAGUAAAUACAAGGCCUCUAAUUCAUUGACCGUGGAAGAAUAUCUGCAUUUUCAACCUAAUCAAAUAGGCCAAGGGUUUUCUACUUGCAUGCUUGAUAUAUCUGCUUUUCCGGUGGGGAUUUACAGAAUCCAAUGGCACAGUUGUUUUGUAGAUAAUGAAGGUUGUUAUUGGAGUCUCCUUCCACUGAAUGCUGGCCCCAGCUUCACUAUUGCAGAGCCACCUUGUUCCAGAUUUGGCGGAGUUGAGCAGUUGUCUAACUUAGUUAUUGAAUCUGGGAGUCAAGCUGAAGGAGCUCAAUGCAAGGGAUCUGAAUUGCAUUCUCCAUUUCACAGAAAGUUGGCAAUUUUGGAGCAAUCUCAGCUUGCUUACGUGGUGCCAAGGUUGCUCGCCAGGGUCCUGGGUGAUUGGAGGAUGUUUGGAUGUGGCUUUCAAUUUUUAUAUGCACAAGCCUUAAUCUUAAAGGUUGAAAAUACUGUCGAAGUGGAUUACAAUGCUCCUCGACAUUUGAACACUGAGCUGAAGAGGAUGGACUGGAAGAGUCUUCUGUUUGAUGAUGGGACCAAAACUGGAAGAGAUGGUUGA
Messenger RNA from Oldenlandia corymbosa var. corymbosa, 3771 nucleotides. NCBI's taxonomy places the organism in Eukaryota, Viridiplantae, Streptophyta, Magnoliopsida, Gentianales, Rubiaceae. The record is from the annotation of a GenBank genome assembly.